Molecule: messenger RNA, 447 nt
Organism: Triticum turgidum subsp. durum (durum wheat)
Lineage: Eukaryota; Viridiplantae; Streptophyta; Magnoliopsida; Poales; Poaceae
Source: the annotation of a GenBank genome assembly
AUGAAGAAUUAUAUUCGUGAGCACAUAUACAUUGUUCAGGCACCGUGGGGCGAUAUGCUGCAAGUUUGGAGGGAACAGCCCACUGUAGAUGGUGAUGCUGGUUCAGAGAACAUAAAGGAAACCAGCAAAAUAUUUGUAUAUAAGAUUGACAUGGCAGCAAAAAAGCUUGUGGAAAUAAAUGGCUUGCAUGGCCAUGUGUUGUUUCUUGGGCAUAGCCAGACACAGUGUCUCAGUGUGGGAGAAUAUUCGCAAUUGAAAGCAAACUGUGUCUACUUCACCGAUGAUGUAAGAUUUAUUUCGUUGUAUCAGAAUAGUAAACGUGAUGUAGGUGUUCUAAAUUUGGAAAACGACACCAGGGAAGAAAUUGUACCUCAGAUUUAUUGCAGCUGGCCAAAUCCCACAUGGAUUACACCCAGUCUUAGAAUGAUGCACUCGGGAUUGAUGUAA